Molecule: messenger RNA, 1622 nt
Organism: Menidia menidia (Atlantic silverside)
Lineage: Eukaryota; Metazoa; Chordata; Actinopteri; Atheriniformes; Atherinopsidae
Source: the annotation of a GenBank genome assembly
UCGAGUCAAACGAAUACAUGAUUUGGAUUGCUUGUAUCCUGCCAGUGUUAUUACCAGACGCGAACGUCACCUGCAUCAUCCAAGAUGACUGCAUCCUGCCCUGCAGCUUCAGACCCACCGGCACAGUGGUAAUCCACUGGUACAAGCAGCAAAUCCCCGUUCACAGCUACUACUACAACAAGGAUCAGUUUGGACUCCAGAACAAGCACUUCAGUGGAAGGACGUGUUUGUUCAACUCCCACAUCCCCAAUGGCAAUGCCUCCCUGCUCCUCAGGAGGGUUAAAGUUCAGGACAAGGGCAGGUACAAGUGUUACACAAGCACGCGAAAAGGCAACCAGGAGAUGUUUGUCAACCUGGAAGUAAAAGCUCUCAUCCAGUCAGUUAUCUUGGAGAUGACCGAUGAGAUGGUCACCUGCUCCUCUCACAACAUUUACCCCAUCCCACAGAUAACAUGGGCCACAGACCCCCCCUUAGCUCAAGACCUACUGGAAAAUUCCACUAUCAAAACUACGGACCACAAGGGUCUUUUCAGCAUGAAAAGCGUGCUGAGGAUUGUGGGUAAUCCCUCCAAUCAUACAUAUUUCUGCUCUUUCACAUCAGCUGACAAAACUCAGGUUUGGACUGCCUCACGGAAGAACCAAGAGGAUAUAACACAGCAAGAGGGAUACGCACUGUCCAUCCCGUGCAUCACUCCCCACAGCCUCCAGAAUUUCUCCCUCACCUGGACCUUCACUUUGUCCAGUGAGCCCACGGUGAUCUUUAGAUAUGACAACAGGACCAGACACAUGGUCAACCAGUGGGAAGGCCAAGCCAAAGUGGACCAGGACCUGCUUCUGCUGGGGGAUGGGUCCCUUCUGCUUAACAAGCCGGACAGUGAAGAGCACUCUGGAACGUACACCUGCACCUUCUCAGGCUCACAGGGCAAACAUGUUGUUCAAACCACAGUCAACAUCACCGUCGCAACCAUAAGCAUGGAUGAACGGAGUGUGAAGAGAUCAUGGUGGAGCACCACAGCUUCUGUAGCUUUUGUCUUAUUCACCAUUACUGUAGCGCUUCCUCAGUGUGUGAGACAAAGAGGUUCAGCAGUGGAGACCAGAACAGCCUCACACAGCCACAAUGGAAGAGUAAUUGUUGAGGGGGAACUUUGGCUUCAAAAAGAUGUCAAUGGAGCUGCUUCAUACGAGAUAGGUCAGCAUGGCGAUGAAAGCAGCAAACAGUCGUCGCAGUCUGAAGCAGAGGGGGAACAGCCGGGCACAAAGCCAAGAACAGCAGAAGACUGUGGUGGGACUUUACCACCAGACACUGAAAUAGAACAAGAGGAAAAACCAGCCGAACCCCCCACAGAGGGAAAUGAUGGGCCAAACUCCACUAUCCUGAAGACAAAUGAAUUUGAAAACACUGAAGCUGAUUUAGCAACCGAGGGCUUCAACUCCAGCAGCAACAGACGCUCGUUUGAGAUUUGCAUGAACUAUGUAACCGGGACAGACAGCAAAGAGGUCUGGAGAACAGAGGUCCCAGCUGAAUCCUGCAUUUUGGCUCAGAUCCAUCAGGGUAGGGGGGUUCACUGCGAUGAACAGCAUGCUUCCCCAGAGGACCGCUGUAACCACUCUGGGCUACAGUUC